UUGCGCAUGCGCAAUUGUUCCCAAAGCGGCCGCGUGGGUGAACACCGCUCGUUCGUAGGGUAUCACUUGGCGACGUGCCCGGAACUGCAGUAGUUUGAAGUCAACGGCUUUGUAUACCAAAGAGGGCGCCUGCAAACAGAACCCCCGCAACACCACAACGGCACUUCCUUUUCGUCGCCAGAUCGCGUUACCGCAGGCACGCAUCAGGCUGCGGGCAGCGAGAUCGAGAUUGCAUUACAUCAGCGACGACGCCGGCGGAGUCCCCGGAUAGGCAAUACUUGCACACUGCUGAGAACUAACUCUACUUCCCGUCAUAAGUGAGGCCUGCGGAGAGUCGUUUACUGUUCAGCAUGAGACGACGCCGCCGACAUAGCUAGAGACUGAAUCUUUCGAGUCCGUGGCUCUCUCGUACGUGUGGUGUUUCUCCUACCAGCAGGCGGAGCGGAGCGGCCUUAUCGCACGGUGUGUGUAUGCUUUUCCGUGCAGGUCUCUGAUUGAUACGCUUGAUUGGUGGCAGGGCUUGAAUAAAACACCGGAUUUUACUCAACAUCUGGUCUGCACACAGUGUUUCUGUGCUAUAUAUAUGCUACGUGGAGUGGAGGAAUAGAGUGAUCUCUCUUGGCGUUAGGUGUUAGUAAUUUGACAGGACUCUCACAGAGUAUUGGGCAAUGUCUCCCACCGUUGGGCAAGCUGCGUUGCUGUGUGGUGCCGUGGCAACACUGGCAUACUUGAACACUCUGAGCUGUGGUUUAGUCUACGAUGAUAUAGGAGCAAUCAGGAAGAACAUGGACCUCCGUCCUAGUUCACCUUGGUUGAAUUUGUUGUUCAAUGAUUACUGGGGGCACCCCAUGGAGGAUGAGUACAGUCACAAGUCGUAUCGUCCUCUGACGGUGGCCACUUUUCGGCUGAACUACAUGCUGCACGAGCUGGAGCCGCUGGGCUACCACUUGGUGAACGUGCUCCUGCACAGUGCAGUGGUCUACCUGUACGUACUGCUGUGUGGUGUGGUCUUCACUGAAGUGUGGCCGGCACUGAUAGCUGGACUACUGUUUGCAGUCCACCCCAUACACACUGAGGCGGUUGCAGGUGUUGUAGGGAGGGCAGAGUUACUGGCCGGUGUGUUCUUUCUUGCCGCUAUCCUUUGCUACAUGAGAUCUUCAAAGAGAGAUUCAACGUUGUGGCAGGUCGCGAGUAUGGUGUGUGCUGUGUGCUCCCUGUUGUCCAAGGAGCAAGGUGUCACCGCCCUAGGGGUCUGCGUAGUGUUCGACAUUGCCACUUCUAGCAAGGAAUCUGGGCUGUCAAUUCUCGUCGACACAUUCACAGCGGGAAAGAGAAAUGCAACUAAACUGCUGAAACGUGCGAAGAGUACGAUUCUUUUCGGAGCUGUUGCAGUCGGUGGCAGGGUUAUCUUGGGUCACGGUAGCCCGGGCCCUCUUGUGUUUCACAGGUAUGUCAAUCCCAGCAAGGGAUUUGGACACUCCAUACAGACAGCUCAGUUGGCUCUACCUCACAUUCUCUAACUCCUGGCUACUUAUCAAUCCAUUCAACCUGUGUGCCGACUGGAGAUUCGGGGCUGUCCCUCUCAUCAACUCGCUAACGGAUCCCCUCAACUUGUUGACCCUGCUGGUGUUGGGGUGUCUGACAGGACUUGCUGCGUGGAGUCUCAGUGGCUGUGGAGAGAGACACAGAACAGUGGCCAUCUCCCUCUCUCUCCUGGUCCUCCCCUACCUCCCAGCCUCCAACCUCUUCUUCCCCGUGGGCUUUGUAGUGGCUGAGAGAGUCCUCUACAUCCCUAGUAUGGGCUUCUGCAUGCUGGUCGGCUUCGGGGCAUGGCAACUCGUACAAAAAACCCACCAAAUCUCAAAAUUUCUCCAACGAUGUAUGCAUUUCUCUCUAGCCCUUUUGCUAGUUACAUACUCCCUCAAGACGGUGACUAGAAAUCUCGACUGGGAAUCUGGGAUGACUAUAUACACAUCUGGAGUGAAACUUAACCCUGCAAGUGGCGUAAUGCAGUCAAAUCUCGGAAUAGAAUACGCAAUGAGGAAUCAAUACGACAUGUCGGAAAAGCUUUAUCGAGCAUCGAUGGAAGCUGCGCCAGACUACGCCCGUGCCUUCUUCAACUUUGGAAAGCUGAUGAAGAUUCAGGACCAGCAUGACAGUGCAGAGUGGGGUUUCCGCCGUGCCAUAGCCCUGGGGGAAAGUGACAGGGGCAACGGUAAGCAGCUCGGGGAGGCGUACUAUCACCUCGUCGACACGGUGUCGGCCAAUCCACGGAGACUGGGAGAAGCGUUGGAGAUUUGCGAGAGCGGAAUAGAGUUUGCCGAUUCGUUUGGUCAACUCUACAUAACCUACUCGAAUCUCCUGGUACUGGUGAACAGAACGGAGGAUGCGCUGCCCGUGACAAAGAUGGCGGCCCGAAGCAAUCCGAGAUCGCCCGCGGCACUGUAUAACCUGGGCCUGGUCCACAUGAAGUUGAACCAGCUGCCGGAAGCAGCGGUGGUUUUCAGGAGAGCACUCUCGCUGCAGGAACACAGCGUGCAAGUUUUGUACAAUCUGGCAAGCAUAUUACAGGUCACGGCAAACGGACGCCAGGAAACACUGCAAGAAGCUCUGGAAUUGUGGAUGAAGUUACUUUCGACCGAGCCCUACCACACGGAAGCUCUCGUAAACCUGGCUUCUCUUUACUACGAGCUGAACGACAUUCCCAAGACGCGGAACACCCUGCUCCAGAUUCUUCAACAGUCGCCCAACCACACUGACAGUCACUACAGGCUGGGUGUCCUGGACUACAUGCAGGGGAACUACAAACAGGCGAGAGAGACGUUUUCAAAGAUCUCACUGAUGCAGCCCGGGUACAGAAGGACACAGGCUUACUUAGAGAAGACUGAGAGAGAACUGCUUCACCAAAGAACACUAUAAACAAAUCAUGGUAUUAUAUCCCAUCAGCUCCAUUUAUCAUUUCCCGCUUGUGUUUGUGUUUUUUUUUCAUUCUGUGUUUGCUUUUCUCAUCAUAAACUCAUUGAUCGACACUAUUUGUGUGUUUUGAAGAAGGCG
Messenger RNA from Geodia barretti, 3054 nucleotides. The record is from the annotation of a GenBank genome assembly. Lineage: Eukaryota; Metazoa; Porifera; Demospongiae; Tetractinellida; Geodiidae.